AUGGUCGUCACUGUUGGUGACGUCGUCAACGCCACUUGGAGCCCUCCACCCGCAGCAUGGCUAAACUUCACCAACUGCUCUGCAGCAGCCGCCUGGCUUGCUGCAUAUGGCCAACUUUAUGAGGACGAGGGCUCGCUGUGGGAUGGUGUGUCUUUUGAUAUCGUGAUUGGCUAUCUGGGGUCCAUGAUACCGAGGAAUUGGACGAAACCAACAGAUGCGAACCUUUUGGUUUGGUACCAUGAGAAGAAUUACUUUCGUGAUAACAAUGCACUUCUCAUGGAUAUGAUCAACUUCCCAUUGUCAAAGUGCAGUGCUCAGGUCUGCCCAAAGCUCCAGUGGGAAGGUGAUCCAGAUCUCACAGGCGUCGGAGCCAUGUUGUCUUAUUACAUGCUAGCCAUCUUUGCAACUUUAUACUUUGUCGUUCUAUUCAAGGAUAGCCUCAGGGACUACUCCGGAGUAGCUGUGCCCGCAGGACGGAGAGAGGGAUACACGAUCCUCAUCAACUGCUUCCGGAAGUCCCUGAAUACCUUCCAAGACGCCGUCCUCCUCUUCGCCAUAUCAGUAAACAUCGCCUCCAUCACGCGCUGGGCAGCACCGAUAGUCCACCCGCACGAGCCGCACGCCUUCUACGGCCUCCUCAACGCAAACUUCAUGUCCUCCUUCUCCAUCUUCCCGGCGCUGGCGCUGCAGUCGCUGUCCCCGGGGCUGCGCAGGAAGCGCAUCCGCCUGUUCCUCUGGUUCCUCGUCAUCAUCUUCGCCCUGACGGUCGAGGUCCUCUACCGCUACGUCUACGGCGCCUACUUCCAGUUCCUGUGGAACCAGGACACGAUGGUGUCCGAGGACAUCUGGCUGGCAAAGUGCGACUCGCACAAGAUGCGCGCCAUCCUCGCCUCCAUGACGACGGCGGGCCACGUGUUCCUCGCGCUCAACUGCCUCCGCUGGCUGUACCACGCCACCGCCACGUUCCGCCGCGACGCCCUCGAGAAGCUCAAGGACGGGCGGGUCGACUACUCGGGCGCGGGGCCCUGGCGCCGCCGGUGGGAGGCGUCGCAGCCCUACCUGCGGCUGAUCGACGGCGCCGUCUGCGGGCUGUUCAUGUGGACCUUCCUGUUCCUCUUCACCGCGUACAGGGAGGCGGUCAAGCAGAAGGCGGGCGAGUCGGACCAGGACGCGGAGUGGACGUUUGGGCAGGUCCUCUCGCUGGUCACAUGGGCGCCCGUGGCGCUUGAGCUCAUCACUGUCUAUCUUUGCCCGGCCAUGGCCUCGGCUGCCCGUGACGCCGAGGAAGAGCCACUUCAAUUAGCCCCCGGGGACAUUUCUGGCCGCCCUAGAAUUCUACACUGUUAA
Molecule: messenger RNA, 1347 nt
Organism: Diaporthe batatas
Lineage: Eukaryota; Fungi; Ascomycota; Sordariomycetes; Diaporthales; Diaporthaceae
Exons: 4
Coding region: 1-1347 (448 amino acids)
Source: RefSeq, a predicted model, not a curated record